Molecule: messenger RNA, 2846 nt
Organism: Vitrella brassicaformis
Lineage: Eukaryota; Vitrellaceae
Source: the annotation of a GenBank genome assembly
CUCAUGUAUGUCGAACACGACAACGCAGAUCCAAAACGACCACAGCCAUAGAUCCAAAGGCUGCGGGGAGCGAGAUCGGCGCAGUUGGCUAGGUUUUCAGAAGUCCAUCUAAUGAUAGACCCACACAAUAAUUCAUGGAUUGAGACAUAACGUAUCCAUGUACACAUGCACACAGGCAGGGGCACACAGUCAGAUGUCACACAGUCAAUACGUCUUAGCUUGCAGAAGUUCGACUGCUCCAAUGACACGCUGCACCAUUAAUGGCUACAGACAGCAUCACUCAUGUCAUGUGAGGGCUCACUUCUCCUCCCAUACCCAUCCAUAGACACAUCCAUCCCAUCGCAUUUCGGUCAUCCAUCAGUCAAGCAGACCUACUACAUAUGUUGAUCUACGUAUAUGUCUACGUAGAGAACCAAAAAGGGCCUCGUAUACAGAUACAGAUAGGGAGUGAGCGACUAAUCUCAUUUACAGCACUUGCCAAUCACAUGCUUGUACUUGCUCACAAGAGCGUCCCGAAUUGCUUCCAGCUUGCCGGACGGGGUGUGCCAGUAAAAGUCCUUUUGGCACCUUUUUUUGUUGCGCUGGUGCUCCAUGUGAACGCGGUCCCUGGCCGAACCGUGUGAGCACCCUGUGUUCUUAAGAGGUGGCUCCUUGCGCUGUGUCUUGAUCACCCGGAGUGCAGCCUUGAUGGUCGCCAGCUGGUUCUUACCCCGUGUCGUGAGCUGGGCCAAGUCCUCCUCGGCGAGCUGGGGCAAGUCCUCCUGGGCCUCCUCGGUAUCAUCAAUGUCAGUCGACUGCGCACCCUCGACGGACCCACCACCCUCCAGAAGCUGCCGUUUGCGCUUGAGAGCCGCGAGCAGUGCGUCCAUGCUGGUGUGGUAGUUGACAGUGCCAUAAGUGAACGGAAUCUUACACGGCGGGUGUGUUGUGCUCUGGUGGGUCAUCCACUGAAGCGACACGCGGACAGGGAAGAGUUUGUCUGAGAAGUGCGGAAUCGCCCUGUGUACGGUUUGUUUACGUGGCGCUUGUGGGCUGCCCUGUGUGGCUCCAGGAGACGUUCUAAGAAGGCCACGUAGUCCAUCGGGACCAACUCAUAGAGCUCCGAAUCGCCCUUGAAGAGGCCGUAUUUCCAGUACUUUGGAUCCGACUUGCCCUUGAUCAUGCGGUGCUUCCACCAAUAUGGGUAGACCUGCACAUUGGACACCAGAGAACGAACAGGGAGAGUAGAGCCCAGCUCCCCCUGUGGACCCACAGAUGUGACUCACCUCCCAUAUGACGAACAUGAGCUGUCCAGGCGGAAAGCCCAGCGGCUUGGCCUCUUCCUUCCAUUCAGCCGUCGUCUGGUCAGUGCCGUACCUCCGUGCCUCAUCCUUGCCCGCCUCUCUGGCCUCCCGCCUGACCUCCCGCUUGCCCGUCCUCCUGAUCCAGGCGUUCCCAUCAAAGGGUUUGGUGCGGGAUCCGAACGUGCGCUUGUGGGCAGCGGGGAGAGGGAUGCUGGUGAGCGGGGAAGGGGGACCGGUCGCGGGUGCGGGUGAGGGAGAUGUAGUUGCAGGGGUGGCCGGGGGGUGGGGUGUGUAGUUUUCAGGGUGCGUGAGAUAUGCCUCACACGCACCGACGACCAGCUCCCCCGCAUCCUCGGGCGAAAUGGUGUCAUCUUCCGACGUGAUCACAUCGAGUGCGGCGACAAGUGCCUCAUCAGGGAUCAGUUGCGCACCGUCGUCAACAAAAUCCUGAUCAAGAGCACAGCGGAGCGAACAACGAGCGUUUGCGAGGGAUGGUGAGGUACAGUUACGCGGCACUCACCUGGGGAGGGAUGUCUUCGUCAUCAAACUGGCAAAGUGACAUAAAGGACAGACGCAGAGCCGGAUUUUGCACGUGAGGAUCGUUCGUUCUGAGCGAGGAGUACCUGUUCGUCCUCCCCGGCGUCCGCAGGCCCCGCCCCAUCGAAAUCCAUGUCCUGAUUGGGAGGUGACGCAGCGGCCGCAGCAGCGGCAGAUGACGCUGCAUCCGGCUUGUGCCUAAUGCUCUGCGAGUGAGAAUGAGAUCAGUGCGUAUGGGAGAUUCGUAUAAACAUCUCGUCACUGACCCUCUUGUCUGGCUGCUCGUGGUUCUCCCGGCCCCGCUUGGGCUCCUUCUCAGACUGCUCGGGCUCGUGAGCGCGGAAAUGGCGAUCGAUGAGGUUUUGUACUAACGAUGACGGGGGAGGUAGGUUGAUGGUGGGCGUUGGAAGAGACGGCGCAGAAGCGGCGGCGGCGGCAGCGGAAGACCUGGGUGCGUUCUUGCCACUCUGCGAGAGAGAAUCAGAUCAGGGCCUUUUUGAGGGUGACCGCAGAUCUCCUUACCACCGCCCAGCUGGCGUAGGCGUCGCCCAAGGGUCCAUCCCAGUCUCCAUCGGCCAUGUCCUGGGCCUGCAGCUCCCUGGCCACCUCCUCGUCCCGCAGCUCCCGGGCGAGACGGGCAUCCAGGACCUCCGCCUGGCGGGCGUCCUCUGACUCGUCGGUCAGGUCGAUGACGGGAUUCGCUGGGGUUGACAUCGCUAAGCACUCUCCGAUGGGAGGUCUGCAAUAAAAACAUACAGGCAGGGACAGAGAAUGAAAGGAAAACUGAGGGAUCUGUUCCCGCCAGUUGCUGUUACGAGCGGCAUGACGAGACGCCUACCUUGUAGUGGUUCGUAUGGCCACAGUUCUCUGGGGUAGGGACGCAAGCUGUGAAACACGAAAUGUUGGUUGGAUAUUAUGACAACCGUUGUCGACAGCGAUUUUCUGACCAUCAUAGGGUGGCACGUGCGUGUCGAGUGGGUGGGUGGGUGGGUGGGUGGGUGGGAUGGGGAGACAGGCCGUGUGCAU